AACCUGUAUCCGAGAACCGGACCGAUUUCUAGCAUCGUGUCAACACGUUUGAGACACUGCUUUCAAGUGGCACGUGGUUGUCAUAAUUUAUAUACAAAAUGCGAUGUUCGAGUACUGAAAAGAAGACGAAAACCAGCACAACCGUAGUGCAACAGAAAAAAUCGGUUGGAGAACAUUAAAAAUUUAUCCCGAUAAUUCGAUAUUUUGAUUAACAACGUGUUAAUAAUUGCAUGCAAAUAUGAGAUAUGCCCAACUGGUUAUGGGGCCCGCUGGCUGCGGAAAGUCUACAUAUUGUUCCACUAUGGUACAACAUGCUACUGAUGAAAAGAAGGUCAUAGAAGUGGUGAAUUUGGACCCAGCAGCUGAGUACUUCGACUAUGAGCCUCUGGUAGACAUACGAGAAUUAAUUCACUUAGAUGAUGCCAUGGAGGAUCAAGAGUUGAAGUUUGGUCCUAAUGGUGGCCUUGUGUUCUGUAUGGAAUACCUACUUGAGAAUUCGAAGUGGCUGGAGGAACAAUUAGGUGACGUGGAUGAGGACUACAUAAUUUUCGAUUGCCCUGGUCAAAUAGAACUGUAUACGCAUAUGACGGUGAUACGUCAGCUUGUCGACAUGCUGCAGAAUAUUAAUUUCCGAAUUUGCGGUGUGUUUUUAUUGGACAGUCAGUUUAUGGUAGACGGUUCGAAGUUUCUGUCGGGCACAAUGGCAGCCCUUAGCGUGAUGAUUAAUUUAGAACUUCCACACAUCAACAUUCUCACUAAAAUGGACUUGCUCUCAAAAGGAGCAAGGAAACAGUUGGACAGAUACCUAGAACCAGAUCCACAUAGCUUGUUGGCUGAUAUGGAAAAGGGUCACUGGAACCAAAAGUAUAGAAAUCUCACUGAAGCUCUUGGAAGAUUAAUCGAGGACUACAGCUUAGUUAGAUUUUAUCCACUCAAUAUCAAAGACGAAGAAAAUAUUGCUGACAUAAGGCUGACUAUUGAUAAUAUCAUCCAAUAUGGUGAGGAAGCUGAUGUCAAAAUGAAGGACUUCGACGAGCCAGAGCAAGAUGAUGGUGAUUAACAUAAACCAUCUAAUCCAUUCAUGUAAAUAAAACUAUUUUUUUCAAAUAAUAAAUUGUCUUUACACGUCA
Molecule: messenger RNA, 1130 nt
Organism: Neodiprion fabricii
Lineage: Eukaryota; Metazoa; Arthropoda; Insecta; Hymenoptera; Diprionidae
Product: GPN-loop GTPase 3
Exons: 3
Coding region: 239-1060 (273 amino acids)
Molecular function (GO): GTPase activity
Source: RefSeq, a predicted model, not a curated record